CAACUGUUGCUUUAAGCCCUCAAUUAUCUAUUACCUGAGCAUCGAAGUGAAGUCGUAGAGGUAGGGCGAUUGUGAAGAGUUUGGUUGAGCGUAGGCGUUUCGACCUUGACGUCCACUUUGAUGGUGGUUUGUAACGGAACGUAACAGUUGGUGUUGAGAUUUUUGAAGCUCUUCGCUGUUUCAUUACGGUGGAACGCGAGUAAGUGCUGGUCUUGCAGUUCACGCAAUUGCGAAUACAUGCCAAGGAUUCGUUUCCUGCAUCUGAAGUAGUGUUACGUUUUUGAAGGUCAGCCGAAGUUUCAGUAGCUCUAUCAAGGCGUGAAGGUAUCCGUGGUCCCAGCGUAGGAUUGUAGCACUUCGGCUGUGAGGGAGCACUGCGGCGUCAACAGAAUUCCCUCUGCUUUCUCCUCCCCCCACUUUCCUCCUAGGUGUGUCCACUUAAAUUUAUUUACUCAGUCGAAGAAAGACAAGCGUUUACUGAACUUAAUCGAAAUGUACACGAGUGGUCGUAGUCACUCAGUGCGAUAGCGGCGAAAUUUUGGAAGAUUUGUUACCGUCAGUUCACUGGAGGUAGGAAGGCGCAUAAUUUUGAAACCUGGCGGGAGGAGGUGGUCCUUGUCAUCAGAGUUUACCAAGAGUUGGGAGAGUGGAAUUUUGACUUGGAGUUAGGUCCGGUGGUGUCGAAGAAGCUACAUGGCUCUCGACGGUUCUGUUUCGACUUUAAUAAAGCUAACAGAGGUGACGGGAUUAGUGAAAUGGUGGUGCUGCAGGCGACUGAGGGAUUGCAGUUGAGCUUAUGUCGUAGUGGCUAUUUACUUUCUAGGUUUCAAAGAUGUUGGAGAAAUUGAUGCUGAGAGGUUCCGCAUUCCUGAAAUAGUUUUCAGUUGGGCGCGUUUUGCAUCUCACCUGUAUUGGCAAAUCCAGCUGCCAUUCUCUGACUGAACCGUCAGAAACAAGUAAGGCAUUUCGAAGAAGGUUUAGUGAGUCGACCUGUUCUAGCACUAAUGGCGAUCAACUCAAAUCUUCAUAUUGAUGAAGAUUGUGAUGCACUUCUGCAACCCAAGGCAUCAGAAGCCAUGGCAAAGCAAUUUGGGGAAAGAGGGUUCUUUCGAGCCGGAGCGAAAGCCAGACUUGUGGAAAUUUCAGAUCUCUUGUGCGGAGAAUAUGUCAAAUUUGGAUUUGAUGAUGGGAAGUUAAUGGAGGAGAAAUUGAAAAAGAUGGAGCUUGAAAAUGGUAGGCUUUUAACUCAAGUAGCAACUAUGAACUCGAAAGAGAAGGCCAUGAACGAAAGAGUCAAAGAAGUGGAGCAUCGUAUGCAAGAUUUAGCAUAUAAAGUAAGAGAUGCAGAGGUACUUAUCCAUGAACUGCAGAGGAAUGAGAUGGAGAGCUCCCGAGAACCCACAACAACGUUGUAUGCAAACAACCUACAAGUUGUGUGCCACAAAGAGGAGAAACUUGAGCUACAAGAAUUGGUAGAGAAGUUGCAACUACUGUGUUCGAGCCAGGAGGCAAACACGUAUACUGAUAAUUUUGACGACCAUCAAGAGUAUAAACAUCAAGACUGCGAUAAUUCCAGCUCGUUCAAUGAGACUAAGCUUUUGUGCUGGCGCAAUGACCAAUGUGCCGAGUGUAAGGACAGCGUUGAGCAGGUUCAAGAACUUCAAGAGGAGGUAAAAAUGCUAUCUGCUAAGUUGAAGUUCUCUAUAACACAGAGGCAAGCUAUGAAUGAGAUUAUAGUGGCGUCCGCUACAAAGCUGGCAGAGGUGAUGACAGCAAAUGAAACCCUGAAAAAAGAGCUCUAUGUUGAGCGCCAACUUGUCCAAACAAGAGAGAAUGAUGUUCAGAACCUGGAGACGCGUGUGGAAGCCCUAAGCACAAGCAACCAGAUGUUGAAGUCUAUGCUCAAUCUCAAGAAAAUGGCAUUGGAAUCAAGAAGAUCUCUAAACUUCACUCUUCUUGAGCCCAAAUUACUGGAUUUGGCUACCAUAGUAAGCGCACAAAACGCGUGUGUUGUGCGGCUUUCAGCCCAGAACGAGACCCUGGCACGCUCUCUCCAGUUCAAAAUUCAGGAAACCGAGCAUCAAAAAGCCCAAGUUAAAACAGCCAACAAACAGAAGGACGCGGCCAUCCGCGCCCUGGAGCAAUUUAAGCAACAAAUGGUUGACUGGGCUACCGAAAUGGACGAGCGCAAUCUAAACUACGACGUGCUUCAAGAAUACGCUUUAACUCUGGAAGGCGACUUGCAGCACUGGCAAUCGGAGUAUAGUACCAUGAUCCAGAGCUGCGAAGAGUUAACGAAGGAACGAGACCAGUUGUUAGCUUGGCAAGGGCUUGCACGAACAAGUAUGGCCGACACUGAGAAGGCUCUAAACGAGCGCGAGAAGGAGGUUGAGAGCAUCAGCCGCGAGGCACUACAUAUGAGUUUGGAGGUAGAGCUUUUACGGCGGAAACUGCAACAACUCGAUGAAGAUGUAAUGUUCAAAGAAGGCCAAAUCUCCAUUCUGCGAAGUAGCUGGGAAAAUGAAUGAAAUCCUCCAGCGCGUGGUCAUUAAGCGUUAUGAAGGUACGGCACCUACUUGCUUCAGUACUGCCAGUCAGAUUCUCCGAAGAAAAUAUUCUCAUGGUGGAUUCGAACGCACUUUGGUUCGUUGUUGAUGUCAACGGUAUCGAAUGGUAAUCUUCAUUGAGUGGGAGGAUAUGAACUUAUUCGGCACCAGCGAUCAAGUGCUCACUAAGUUCUUUCAUCCUCCUCAGACCCCAAUUGACCGAUUGGUUACAGUAUGUUAUUCAGCAGCACACUUUGGGCAAUCCCCCCCCCCUGUUUGGCUGAAAUGAUACUUCCUGGAUUAAUGUGAUGUAAGCCAUUCAGGUUAACAUCUCCUCCAGGCAGAGUGGUAGGGUUGGUGAGUAGAUUUGUCUACUACGAAUUGCAGUGCAACCGGGUUUGUAAACUUACCCACGAGGAAUGUUUCCAAUUGGAUGAAAUGGUUGUACCGUGUCUACCUUUAGUGGAGAUCACUCAAGUUUAGAGACGACUCCCGACUCAAGCUUAGCUGAAUUUGUUUUCAGCUAUUCCUAUAUUAUGAUGACUUGGACGCUUCUAUUAGCCAAGAAGUCAUCUCAAGCACACGACACAGCCACUUCGGCAUGAGUCCUUCAAUUGAGGGUCGCUUACAGCCUCACUAGAAACAUGAAACAGCUGAGGAAAUUCUCACUUGACAAGAACCACGUUGCUUGUGAAACGGUACACCUAAGGAAACUUGCCAGAAUCACCUAUUGAACAUGCACUGGACUUUUCCUUCA
Messenger RNA from Physcomitrium patens, 3303 nucleotides. The record is from RefSeq and is a predicted model, not a curated record. Lineage: Eukaryota; Viridiplantae; Streptophyta; Bryopsida; Funariales; Funariaceae.